Messenger RNA from Panicum virgatum (switchgrass), 777 nucleotides. Its product is annotated as putative ripening-related protein 2. Lineage: Eukaryota; Viridiplantae; Streptophyta; Magnoliopsida; Poales; Poaceae. The record is from RefSeq and is a predicted model, not a curated record. The transcript has a single exon. Bases 14 to 604 code for a protein of 196 amino acids.
AGCUAAGCACAAGAUGUCGACCACCAUCGGCCGCCUCGUGCUUGCAUUGGCGGCGAGCGUCCUGCUGGUCACCUUGGCAGGCCGCUGCAGUGGCGAAGUCGACGCCGAUCAUCACCGCCAGCGCGAGCUCGCCGACGGGUGCCAGCCGAGCGGCACGCUGCGGCCGACCAAGGGCGGCCCCUCGUGCGGCGAGUGCUGCAAGGCCGGGCGGACCUACCCGACGUACGCGUGCUCGCCGCCCGUCACGGGGAGCACCAGGGCCGUCAUGACGCUCAACGACUUCGAGGAAGGCGGUGACGGUGGCGACCCAUCAGAGUGCGACGGUAGGUUCCACAAGAACUCGGAGCGCGUCGUGGCGCUCUCCACGGGGUGGUACGCUAAGGGCAUGCGCUGCGGCAAGAACAUACGGAUCAGAGCCAAGGGCAGGUCCGUGCUCGCCAAGGUCGUAGACGAGUGCGACUCCCUCCACGGCUGCGACAAGCCGCACGCCUACCAGCCGCCGUGCCGCCCUAACAUCGUCGACGCGUCCCAGGCUGUGUGGGAUGCGCUGGGCAUCACCGGGGACGACGUCGGCGAGUACCCCAUCACUUGGUCCGACGCGUAAGUCGAAUGAUCGUAUGGGAUAGACUGCAUGCAUGCUCUUUGCCGCAUCAGCGUGGCUGGUGUUGUGUGCUUCUAGUAUGAAAUAAAUCGUUCAUGCGUGCCAUGCAAGAUAUGGUAUGUUAGAUUCUCCAUGAAUAAAAAUACAAUAAACUUGCAAGCAUUCCAGAAGAUAAA